AUGGAAAUUGGCAGUGACAGUGGAACUAGAACUAGACCUUCAACUCCAAGAAACCAAAAAGUACUUGUACAGCGAAAACCUGUCCCCCAAGUCAACGAGGAUGAACUCGUUCCGGUGAUGAAGGUGGAUCAAGAGAGGGGGCAGAUGGUGAAUUCGGAUCCAGGUCGAGAUGAAAUCAGCAUCAGUUCCGCACUGGGCUCUGAUCAGGUUCAGGUUGAACAGUUGGAGGUGGAAGAUGAGGGUGCUACUAGUCCUGUUUUGAGUUUGGAGGCACCUGAAGCUGGCUCGAGCUCCUCUACGAAGCUACCAGAAGCUUCCACAUCAACGGAGACGGAGACUGUGGGGAACACAGAGAUGGAGAGUGAAGAAGAUCGAUUGGUUCGUUUGUUGGAGGAGAAGAAGGAACGGCGGAAGCAGGAGAAGGAAAGAUGGGAACAAGAGGUGGCACGACGCGUACAAGAGCUUCGUCAACGCGAUGAAGAAGCCCGGAGGAUGCGUGCGCUAGAGAAGGCUCGUCGGCAGGAAGAAGAACAACGGAAACGAGAGGACGAGUUACGGCGGAUAGGAGAGGAAUAUCAGCGGCAGUUCGAGAAAGAACGGCGGAAAGAGGAGGAGAGACGGUUACGGGAAGAGAAGAUCAGGCAGAAAGUGGAGGAACUUCGACGGAAAGAGGCGGAAGAGCUACAGCGGAGACGGGAAGCGCGACAGAGGGGUUCGGUUGAAGUUCAACAGGUGGAGAGACAAAAUACAACGCCAGUAGCUCAACAAACCGACCAUGUGCAGAUGAUGUUCGCAUAUCACUCUCGGGCGGUUAGGGAAUGGCGGUACAGCACCCAACAGUAA
This is a messenger RNA of Marasmius oreades (fairy-ring Marasmius), 843 nucleotides long. RefSeq lists its product as uncharacterized. The record is from RefSeq and is a predicted model, not a curated record. Bases 1 to 843 code for a protein of 280 amino acids. The transcript has 2 exons. Lineage: Eukaryota; Fungi; Basidiomycota; Agaricomycetes; Agaricales; Marasmiaceae.